AUGUCUCAACCAGACCAUCGGCUGCAAAUGCAGCAGAUGCAAUACACGAUGCACGCGGUGCCUCAACAACAACACCAACAGCAAACACGGCCAGCCCAGGGUGCGCGUCGCUCUCAAAUGCAGCAGCAGCCGUCACAACACCAAGCCCAAUAUCAACAACCAUCGCAAGUGCCCACCCAGCAACAGCAACAACAGCCUCAACAGCAACAGCCCCAGCAACAACAACAAAUGGUUCCACAACAACAUCAACAACCCCAACAGCAACAGCAACAGCAGGAACAACAGCCGCGCCCCAACUUCCAAAUGGCCCUGCAACCCCCGCCUCAGGACCGACUGUACAACACCUGGGACGACCUGCGCGAGGACGUCAAGUCCUUCACCCGGGCCCAGGGCUACGCCAUGGUCGUAAUCUCAUCUCUCAACCGGGACGCCAACGGCCAGUACCGGCGCUACAACAUGUGCUGUUCCAAAGGCGGCAAAACCUACGCCUCUCACAGCCGGGGCCUCCGCACCACCCGGUCAACCAAAACCGGCUGCCCCAUGCGCCUCAAAGCAAUCCAAGAAAAAGCCUACCCCUUCAACGACAAAUGGCACGUGAUCGUGCAAUGCGGCGAGCACAACCACGAGCCCUUCACCGGCGGAUCGGGCGCCCCCGUGCCGGCCCAGUUUCGCAAGAUCGAGAACGACGGCAUGCGCUGGCUGAUGAUUAUGCAGCGCGAGGCGCAAUGCAACCUGCGGCAGCUGACUAUUGGUCUGCGCAUCUCCUUUGGCGACAAGUACCAGUAUGUCAAGAAGAGCGACGUCCGCAACCAACUGGCCAAGAUCAAGCGCGAGGAGGACCGUAAGGCCGCUGCUGAGGCUGCUGCCCUGGGCUUGCCUGCCGAUGCUACGUACACUAUCUUGCCGCAGGCGCACUUGCCGCCGCCUCCGCCUGCGCCGGAACAGCCGAUUGAGCGGAUGCCCCAGCUGCCGCCGGAUAUGCAGGUGCCUGAUCCGGAUUUGGAGUCGGAUGAUGAUAUUGAUGAGAUGUGA
Dichotomopilus funicola is the source of this 1032-nucleotide messenger RNA. RefSeq lists its product as uncharacterized. The coding region runs from base 1 to 1032 and encodes 343 amino acids. NCBI's taxonomy places the organism in Eukaryota, Fungi, Ascomycota, Sordariomycetes, Sordariales, Chaetomiaceae. The record is from RefSeq and is a predicted model, not a curated record. The transcript has a single exon.